Molecule: messenger RNA, 3018 nt
Organism: Planococcus citri (citrus mealybug)
Lineage: Eukaryota; Metazoa; Arthropoda; Insecta; Hemiptera; Pseudococcidae
Gene: Pisd
Product: phosphatidylserine decarboxylase
Exons: 7
Coding region: 324-2012 (562 amino acids)
Biological process (GO): phosphatidylethanolamine biosynthetic process
Cellular component (GO): mitochondrion
Molecular function (GO): phosphatidylserine decarboxylase activity
Source: RefSeq, a predicted model, not a curated record
CUCAAAUCAAAGUUCAAAAUCCUGAGUGAUUUUCCGCUGGGUAGCUAGAACAAAGUUUUUAUCAGCGAUGCUGCCGAUGCUUCAAAUAUUUUAAUUAUUGCAUUGUUAUUUAUUUUUAUCUUUUUUUAAAUGAAAUGUGUGAAUUAUUAGUGAAAGUCUGACAUUCGUGUUUGUGCAUCAGCAUAUUUUCCUUCUUUGAUAUGAUUUUCAAACGAUAUCAGUCUUCUAACAACGAUCGCACCAUACAAGCGUCAACUACUGGAUAAGUGGGUGAAUGAAUGAAAAGGUAUUAGAUACCUUAAAGUUACAUAUCUUCUGCCAAAAUGAGAUAUUCCAUUUGCGUUUUAUCAUGUGUUUUGAUAUAUUUAUACUUUGAUAUAUGUACUAGCGCCGGAUGGAGGCGAUGGAGAAGAUUGUGGCGAGGAUGGAUCGUAAUACCGACUGGAAUCGGUGUAUCGGUGUUUACCGUAUUACAGUGGCGUCGUCAAAGUUGGAAUAAUCAACCUCAGAGUACAAAUUCGACUAAAAAUUUUCAAAUUACAUGUUACCGAGCUAUUCCUUUAAGAGCGAUGUCGCGAGCCUGGGGAUGGAUAUCUAGUCAACAUGUGCCAUUGAGCAUUCGUUGCUGGCUUUAUACUGGUUACGCUAGAAUGUACGGUGUGAAUUUAGAAGAAGCCGCUCAUUCUUUGGAACAUUAUAAUUCGUUAUGCGAAUUUUUCAUUAGACAGUUGAAAGAAGGCGUCAGACCAGUGGCUGAAUACGAACCUCUUGUAUCACCGGCUGAUGGAAGUAUCGUAAACGCCGGUAUCGUCAAGUCUUGCAACGUCGAACAAAUCAAAGGCGUUACAUAUACGAUAAAAACAUUCUUAGGCGAGCCGACGUGGAACGAUUUAGGACGUUUGAAGGAGAAAGGCGAAGACGACGAUGCGACCCAAGUACAAUUGGUCAGCACCGGUGGCGGCAGCCUACGUUCGCAGGGUGAUCGUGACCAUAGGCCUUUGUACGAUGAAAGUAGAAGAACGCCGUCGAAAUUGCUGAGAUUGCGUCAUAAAAACAACGACGCCGUGAUGAAUAAUGUCGAUAACGGGGGCUGUGAAUUAUUGCAUUUAGGUUUGAACGACGCGUACCAGUGUAACAAUAAAAUUAGCGCAGAAAUUAAAAACGACUAUCGAGUUCUCGGAUGGUUGGUUUUCUAUUUUCAAUUUUGCAUCAAAGAUUUACUCAUUAAUUCGUUCUAUAUCGGAUUCCAAAUCAUAUACGGGAUCAAAUCAUCCAUCGUACUGAGUAACGGCAAGAUCCUCAAAGGUGCCAGUUUCCUAAGAUCUCAGCUCAGCUUCGGAAACGGCACGUCUAGAUAUAAUACGCGUAUCGACGCCUCCACCGAUACCGGACUGACCUACUCGACAGAUUGUACCACCGAUUGCAACGAUAGUGCCAGCAGCGAUGAUGAUAUCGAUGAAAACAAAUGCUACGAUCCCGACUGGAACGAGUAUAAGAAACGGUUGCUGCAUAACGAAGAUAACGAAUUGUAUCAAUUCGUCGUGUAUCUGGCUCCGGGAGACUAUCAUCGGUUCCAUUCUCCGGCCGAUUUAAAAAUUAAAUUCAGGAGACAUUUUCAAGGUGAAUUAUUGAGCGUACAUCCAAAAAUUGCCCAAUUAAUUCCAGAACUGUUCAGUUUAAAUGAAAGAGCGGUUUACGUAGGAGAGUGGAAACACGGGUUCUUUUCUAUGGUGGCCGUUGGUGCUACGAAUGUCGGAUCUAUCAAAGUACAUUCGGACAAAGAUCUGUUGACAAAUACUCGAAGAUGGAAACACGGUCCACGUUUCAAAGACAAAGAAUUAGACGUCGAAUGGAAGAAAGGAGAAGAAGUGGGAGAGUUUCGAUUAGGCUCAACAAUCGUGCUUCUUUUCGAAGCUCCGAAAAAUUUUCAUUUUGAUGUUAAACCGGAUCAAAAAAUCAGAGUCGGUGAACCAGUUACCUCAUUCAUAACGGAAGAUGGUGUCUUCAGCUGAUAUCGAUGACCUGUGUCAAUGGAUAUGAAUACCAUAUUGUUUUAUAUACGUCUCUAUUCGAACGUAUGCGUAUCAUUUCUAACAUACCUGGCCGAGGAAUAUCCGAUUGACAAUUAUAUCUAGUUUUUAAUUACCCAGUAUUUUAGGGAGAUUUUUUUGUCGAUUGUUCCUUCUUUGAAUCCUACAUUAUACUUACAAACAUUCGCGUUUGCAUUCUUGUUUUAUAAUUUAUUAUCUUUUAUGCCUUUCUAUGCGUGUAAAAAUCAAUUCUCUUUCUUUUUCGUAUCUUCCUCGAUUUAUAAAGCUCAUUUUUAUUUAAGUUGGUAUAUUACGAAUUUUAUAUCUUUGCGAAUUAUUUUAUAUUUUUAAACGAGAAAAAUUAUUAGUAUUUUAUAGCUUACGAUGCGAAACAGUAUAAAUAUUUUUCGUUAAUUUUUAAAAUGAUGCUGAUAGCUUUGACAUGAAAAAUAUUGUGUUGGGUGAACUGUAGAUUAUAUUAUUGGUAGAUUUCUGCUCUAUUAAAAUAUUAUUCUUGCUUAAAGUAUAAUUUCUAUAAUAGGUAUUCAUUAUUUUAUAUUGAAUAUGUCUUAUAAGAAUUCUCGGUAUGCUCUAAUUUUUACAUGAUUCAAAGGAAUCGAAGUUUUACUCCCGAGUGAUGUACACAAUGCGGGAUAUUUAUUUAUUUCUAUUUAUUGGUAUGUCGGUAAAAAAAAAAAAGAAGAAAAAAUGUGUGCAGACGUAUGCAGUGUAUUCUAUGGAGUGUUAUUUGUAAGAUGAAGUCGUUUAACGAUUCCUUUCUUUUCAUUUUUAAAUUUAAGAACGCUCUAAUGUGAUCUUUACGACGAUUAAGUUUUUUGUUCGUUUUCUCUUUUUAUUGUACAAAUGUGUGCUUUUGCGUUAAUCGUUUAUUUAAUUGUAUAUUUUACUUAAUUCUUUAUAUUUGAAAUCAUGGAAUUUAUAGCGAUGGAAGUUGCUUCGAUUGCAAAUAUAAUUUUGCUGUUAUAAA